Messenger RNA from Calidris pugnax (ruff), 2443 nucleotides. RefSeq lists its product as uncharacterized. The record is from RefSeq and is a predicted model, not a curated record. Gene Ontology annotation, biological process: phospholipid metabolic process; arachidonate secretion. The transcript has 11 exons. Gene Ontology annotation, molecular function: A2-type glycerophospholipase activity. The coding region runs from base 1 to 2139 and encodes 712 amino acids. NCBI's taxonomy places the organism in Eukaryota, Metazoa, Chordata, Aves, Charadriiformes, Scolopacidae.
AUGGCCACAAGUAAGGUUCCCAUUGCCACCAGCAGUGUCACCGUGGCCACCAGUGAGUUACCCGUGGCCACCAGCACGGUUCCUGUGGAUACCAGUGAUGAGCCCAUGGCAACCAGUGAUGUCACUGUGGCCACAAGUGAUGUCCCGGUGGUGACCAGUGAGGUCCAUGUGGACACCAGCAAGGUUUCCCUGGCAACCAGCGAGGUCCCUGCAACCACCAGUGAUGUCCCCAUUGCCACCACAACAAAUGAGGUUUUGGUUGCCACCAGUGAUAUCCUUGUGGCCACCACUGAUGUCUCCGUGCGUACCAGUGAGUUCCCUGUGGCACCAGUGAGGUCCCUGUGGCCACUCGUGAGUCCCAAUGACCACCCCCAGAUCCCCGUGCCCACCAGUGAUGUUUCCAUGGCUACCAGCAACAUCUCCAUGGUCACCACUACCAGUGAUGUUUCCAUGGCCACUACUAAGGUUCCCGUGGCCACCAAUGACGUCCAGCAGUGUCCCCGUGGCUACCAGUCAUGUCUCCAUGCCUACCAGGAGGUUACAGUGGCCACUAGUGAUGUCUAUGUGGCCACCAGUGUGUUCCGCAUCGUUACCAGUGAGGUCCCCGAAGCAAUCAGUGAAAUCUCUGUGGCCAACAGUGAUGUCCCCGUGGCUACCAGUGAGGCCCCUGUGGACAACAGAGAGGUCUCUGUGACCACCAUUGAGGUCCCCAUGCCACCACUUAAGGUCCCUGUGGCAGCCAUUGAGAUCCCUGCGGGCACUAGUGGGUCCCAUAGUCCAACAGCCAGUUCCCUGUGGCCAUGUGACCCUGUGGUGACCAGCAAGGUGCCUGAGUCCAUUUAUGAUGUCACUGUGGCCACUAACAAGGUCCACGUUUCCACCAGCGAAUUUCCUGUGUCCAUCAGCAAAGUCUCCUUGGCCACAAGUGACAUCCCUGUGGCUACCAGUCUCUUCCGCGGCCCCGACCGGUGCUGCCGGGAGCACGACCAGUGCUCGGCGCAGAUCACGGCGCUGCAGUUCAACUACGGUAUCCGCAACUACCGCCUGCACACCGUCUCCCACUGCGACUGCGACGCUAGGUUCCGGCAGUGCCUGCUGGCUCUCAACGACACCAUCUCCAACAUCAUCGGCGUCACCUUCUUCAACCUGCUGGAGGUGCCGUGCUUCGUACUGGAGGAGAGUGAGGAGUGCAUCCAGUGGCACUGGUGGGGAGGGUGUGAGCGUUACGGUGUAGUACCCCUGGCCAGGAUGGUGCAGCAGAAUCAGUACCACUACAGCCCACCCAUGCAGGAGGUGGGCAGCUCUGCUGUGCAGCCCCCAGGCAAAGGAAAGAAGUCUUCUAGAACAGGGCGCAAACAGCUUCGACAAAGACUGGGGCAAAACCCCAGGCUCCGCCAGGCACAGAGACCUGCAUCUACCAGAGACAAGGCUGAGCCCGCAACCAGGCACCCAGCAGCACAGUGGGGGCUGGAGCCUGGCCCCCCAACAGAAAUGACCGUGUUGGAACAGGACCUUGCUGGAGGAAAGCGAGUGCCUGCAGGAACACAGCACAGGGCUGGGGGCUCAGCACACCCUGCCUGCACUCAGGAUGGCAGCAUCAGAUCCAGACUGGCCCCAGCACGCUGUGGAGACACCCCUCUGCCUGACAUGGACAUGCGCAGGCAGCAUGGCCCUCGCAGGGUGUGCAGGUACUACAAGCACCUGGAUAAGUGCGAGCACCACAUUGCCCCCAAUGAGGUGAAGUACCAGCUGCACAACACAGGCACGCAGAUGCUAUUCCACUGCAACUGCACUCACAGGCUGGCACGGUCCCUGCACAGGGCAAGGAACCUCAGUGACGUGGAGGUGGCUGUCCUGGCUGACCAUAUCACCACGGACUGCUUUGUUCUGGAGCCACCCGCUGACUGCAGCCCAGGCAAGGGGCCACAGCACAACUGUAAUGCAGUGACCCGGGCUCUGCUAGUACCUGCACGGCAUCUCAAAAAGACCCUGAGGCACUGGGGUCUUCCACAUGCAACCUCCAAGGCCAAGCUUCCAGACUGGAAGACACAGGACAGUGAUAAUACCCUCUAUGAGCGAUGCCUGCGGCUGGUCUUGGAGCAGAAGCCAGCAGUUCAGCACCAUGCAGUGCUCCAAUGAUGCCCAAGAAGCACUGCCUUGCAUGGGGAGGAAGACAUGCUGUACAGCAGCCACAAAGUGGAGCUGUGUGAUUUCUGGUACUUGAGACAAAGGAUGGCACCGAGCAUGGCUGCUAAUGUGACUGCAUGGAGCUGGGGUUCACAGCUGGAGCAGGGGCAGGCAGAGGGACAGAGAAGCCUCUCAAGGCACUGCAGCUGCAGGGGAGGGCUAUGGCUGCCACCCAUGAGCACCAAAGCAAGGGGAAAGGAACAUGAGGGCUUGAGAAAGGAGAAACCCAGGAUCUUCCUUGCCUGUUGUGCCAGGA